Molecule: messenger RNA, 1834 nt
Organism: Platichthys flesus (European flounder)
Lineage: Eukaryota; Metazoa; Chordata; Actinopteri; Pleuronectiformes; Pleuronectidae
Product: kazal-type serine protease inhibitor domain-containing protein 1-like
Exons: 4
Coding region: 298-1341 (347 amino acids)
Biological process (GO): regulation of cell growth; regulation of signal transduction
Cellular component (GO): extracellular region
Molecular function (GO): insulin-like growth factor binding
Source: RefSeq, a predicted model, not a curated record
UGGUUCUGGUCCUGAUCCUGGUCCUGAUCCUGAUCCUGGUCCUGAUCCUGGACUACAACUGGACCAUAGAAAAGUUUUUCUCACUUUUUUAACAAACUUUUGACUUUAAUUUAUCUCAGUUUUUUCAGUCUCUGUCCCGGUGUCUGUCUCGUUCUCUGUCCCGGUGUCUGUCACUGUGUCUGUCCGGUGUCUGUCACUGUGUCUGUCCGGUGUCUGUCACUGUGUCUGUCCCGGUGUCUGUCACUGUGUCUGUCCCGGUCUUUGUCCCGGUCCUCUGCGGGAACAGGAGUGUGAGUGAUGGGUCUGAAGGUCUCAGACAGACCGGACCGUCCUCGGUUCUCAGUCCGGGUUGCUGUCUCUCGUGUCCCCGGACAGAGAAGCGGCUUGUCCCGCAGAGCUGGUCCCGCAGACCGGGUUAGAACCAUGAAGAUCCGGGGACUGGUUCUCCUCGGUCUCUGUCUGACCCUCAACACAUGCCGGGCCUUCCCCAACCAGCUGCCCGCCCUGAGCACCGCGCCGCCCGGCCUGCCCUCCCUGAGCGACCCGCUGCUGGAGCCCGAGCCGCGGGACGAGGGGCCAGGAGGCUGCGGCCCGUGUGAGGCGGACCUGUGCCCGGAGCCCCGCGGCUGCAGGGCCGGGCUGGUCCCGGGCCCCUGCGGCUGCUGCCCGGAGUGCGCGAACCUGGAGGGACAAGACUGCGACCUGGGGAACCGGAGCGUGUUCUACGGGCUGUGCGGGACCGGACUGCGGUGUCAGAGAGGAGGAGGAGGAGGAGGAGGAGGAGUGGGGGAGGAUGAAGAAGAAGAUGAACAGGUGUGUGUGUGUGAACAGCUGGAGCUCGUGUGUGGUUCUGAUGGAAGAACAUACAUGAACAUGUGUCGGUUCAGAGAGGUGGUGUCCUCCAGACCAGAGCUCACCCCCCAGGGGAGGGGCCCCUGCAAGACAGUUCCCAUCAUUAAGGUUGGUCCACGCAGUCAGGUGGACGGGACAGGAAGUAGCCUGGUGUUCCUGUGCGAGGUGUUUGCGUUCCCGAUGGCGCUGGUGGAGUGGAGGAAGGAGGGGCUAGAUGUGGUCCUGCCCGGUGACGACCCACACAUCUCUGUCCAGUCUCGGGGCGGUCCUCUGAAAUUCGAGCUGUCCAGUUGGCUGCAGAUUGAGCGGGUGGAGGCUGAAGACUCUGGGACCUACCAUUGCAUUGCCCGUAACCACCUGGGAUCUGUCUCCGCCUCCGCUGUACUGGGAGUACUGGGAACAGAGGAGCUGUCGUCCUAUCUGGCAGACAGCGUCUCCGAGAUGAAGCAGCUGAUGGACGCCACUGACUACGAGCAGGACUCCUACUGAUCCACAGGAGACUUCCUGUCAUGGUCGUCCAGCAGAGACUGGGGCCCCUCUGAAAGAGGACAGAUUCAGCUUCAGGUCACUUGAUGGUGAUGAAUGUGUGUAUAUAUAUAUUAGUAUAUUUCAUAUUUUUAUAAUGAUAAUGUGUGUAUCCGUUUGUCUUCACAAUGUGACAGGGAGGAUUCUAUACUGGUCUUUGCUGUGUAGCUUUUAUUCUUAUAUUUUAUUUGAGCUGAUGUUUAUGUAUUUUCUCUUAAGGAUCUUAAGGGUUUGUUAUUGUAUCUGAAGUUCAAACUGAAAAGUUCUCUCUCUCUCCUCACCUCACACCCACUUGUCUUUCAUGUAUAGUGACCAUCGGUUGCACACUGGUGCUCACAAUGCAUUGUGGGACAUGGAGUCCACUGUGUGAGGUAUACUUAUGGUCAGUAAAGGCACUGUACAGUGACACAACUGGAUGUUUACAAAGAGAUUAAAACAGUUUUGUCCUGAAGUGAAA